AUGAGAUUUGCUGAAAAGAUGAAUGCAAAUCAAGAAGAAGAAGAUGAUGGAAAAUCGAUGAAGAUUUGGGAUUGUGGGAGCCCUUUAUAUGAUGCAUAUGAAUUAGUUGCAUUGAGCCAUGUUGUUGAGAGGAACAUCAUGAUUCUGCCUUAUCUAAGUGGGUCCAGACAGGAGGAGACAGCGGUCUCCUCGACGGCGUCAUCGGUCGAAACGACGUCGGAGAGGUCUUCGGUGCUGGGCUUCUUCAGUAGGAAGGUGUGGAAGAGGAAGAGAGAUGGAGAGAGAGAGCACAGGGCAAAGAGGCACAAAAUUAGUGGGAUUUCUAAGAUUUUUGCAUGGAGAAAAUAG
Salvia hispanica is the source of this 348-nucleotide messenger RNA. Lineage: Eukaryota; Viridiplantae; Streptophyta; Magnoliopsida; Lamiales; Lamiaceae. The record is from RefSeq and is a predicted model, not a curated record.